AAAGGGGUGGGUUUGGCUCACACAUUUAUGGGCGUGUCAGACAUGGAGGGUCUCUGCUAGACUCCGCCUAAGUAGACAGCACCUGACAGAGCCCCUCCCCUUAUUCCUGGAUUGGUCCAAUCUCCACCGGCCCCACCCAUUUCUCCAGACCCUCCAAGGAACGUGGCCGGAUCGAACCUCUUCUCACCCAGGUGCCGUCCGUUUGGUGAGGGCGGCGAGGGCUGUGCUGUGAUUGGUUGACUGCGGGUGGGAGUGCAAUGCGGAUUGGAGGAUGUCGGGGGACUGGGAUGAAGACCACCUGUGUAAGAAGGCACUCACUCUGGUGGAGGAGUUGUGCUUACACUCCUCAGCGAAGGACAGCCAUGAAGCCAGCUGCCGAGACUUCGUCUACAUGAUGAGGGGACAGCAGCACGAAACAGAGAUCUCUGUCAGCCUGUUGUCGGUGAUUGUGACAUUCUGCGGGAUCGUCCUUCUCUCAGUCUCUCUCUUUGUCUCCUGGAAGCUCUGUUGGUUGCCAUGGCGAGACAAGGAGGGUGGGGGCCUGAGCUUGACAUCAGGGCUGAUGCCCGGGGGUGUGGGUGGGAUGGGCGGCAGUGGGGGGGCCUCCCUCCUACCUCCUGUCAUGCAGAGGAAGGCGUCCCACUCCUCACUCUACCCCUCCCUGGCCCAGUCCCAGCAGCAUCACCCCCACUUCUCUGACCUGGUGGGGGUGGAGAGUGGCCAGGGGGUGGGGGGCGUGGUGGGAGGCCCGGAGCAGACCCAGGAACACUCCUACCUGGACAUGGACUCCUACCCCAACAACGCUGGGAAUCUUAAAUUGAGCCAGACGUCUCCAGAGUUGCCCCCCACCACUGAGGGGGGAGCCGCCCCACCCCACAAAGACAUGCCCAAUGCCCACUCCCAGCAGCAGGUCACUGCACGGCCCAAGCCCAUGACUCACCAGUUGUCCAGCCCUGAUUUCCAUGGUGAGGAGAAGAGCGAGCAGGUGACCAGCAUUGGCCAAAUCAAACCGGAACUCUACAGACUGCGUGGGGGCGACCAGGGGGAAGGGAAACCGGGGGACAAUUGUGGCAAGAUCAGCUUCCUCCUGCGCUACGCCUUCAAUACAGAGCAGCUAGUGGUGAAGAUCCUGAAGGCUGUAGACCUGGCUGCCAAGGACGCCAACGGCUUCUCAGACCCCUACGUUAAGAUCUACCUACUGCCAGACAGGAAGAAGAAGUUCCAGACCAAGGUCCACAGAAAGACCCUAAACCCUAUCUUCAACGAGACGUUCCAGUUCGGUGUCCCCCUGGCAGAGCUGCACUCCCGGAAGCUACACUUCUCUGUCUACGACUUUGACCGCUUCUCCAGACACGACCUGAUUGGCCAGGUGGUUGUGGACAACCUUCUGGACUUCAGCGAGGGCACAGGGGAAAAGCCUGUCUGGAGGGACAUAGUGGAGGGCACUGCGGAGAAGGCUGACCUGGGGGAGCUGAACUUCUCUCUGUGUUACCUGCCCACGGCAGGUCGGCUCACCGCGACUGUCAUCAAGGCCACCAACCUCAAAGCCAUGGACCUCACCGGCUUCUCAGACCCAUACGUGAAGGCUUCUCUGAUAUGUGACGGCCGCAGACUAAAGAAGAGGAAGACCUCCAUUAAGAAGAAUACGUUGAACCCCACCUACAACGAGGCUCUAGUCUUUGACAUCCCUCAUGAGGACAUCGACAGGGUGUCCAUCAUCAUCGCUGUCAUGGACUAUGACUGUAUUGGUCAUAAUGAGGUCAUAGGAAUGUGUCGUGUGGGCAGUGACGCUGACGGUCCUGGGAGGGAGCACUGGACUGCCAUGUUGGCCAACCCCCGCAAGCCCAUAGACCACUGGCACCAGCUCGUCGAGGAAAAACUUGUGGCCUCAUUUGUGUCAAAGAGUCCCGCAGCCUCUCCCAAGCCUCACAUCGUGGUGGACAGUCCUCACUCUGAGUAGAACUGUUAUUAUCAUCUUUCCAGUUCCAGACUUUCUUUCUGCUCAUCUGUGAAUAAUUCUCUCCAUCAAACAAAGAGAGAUAAGGAGACACAUCGACUGCUACUGCUGUUCUACUGCUACUGCUGAAUAUUCCAACUCCUGUCCUGUCGCAACGAAGCACAGGAAUACAGAAUCUACACUCUAUACAAGCAACACUUAGAACUCUGACACACACACGCACGCACGCACACACACACACACACACACACACACACACACACACACACACACACACACACACACACACACACACACACACACACACACACACACACACACACACACACACACACACACACACACACACACACACACACACACAGUGCUUCAGGUUAGUGCCAGUAAUUCAUCCAGGAGGAGUGUGAUGAUGCACAUUUCUCCCUCCAAUCAAACCUGGGCCUAAGGUUUCUGCUCUGUAUGGACUUCAAAAGACAAACCGUGCCAAUGCUUUACUUUAGGCCAUUAGUAUACAAGUGUAGGAGUUAGGAAACAUCCAUGUAGUGUUUCCAGCAGGACAAACAUCAGUUGUGGAGACUCUAGUGGUUUGGGCCUACUGUAUCUGGGCUUUUCUGGCUUCUUUUAGCUGGAGGAAGGAACCUUUGCCAGUCGUUAUUAUUGAUGUCAGGGGAGGGAGAAAUGUGGAUGAACCCAUCUGCUGAAGCAUGUUACGUAACCUUGAAAUGUGUCCCUUCGCCUCAUUAUUUUGUCACCUUCUUCAUGGUGCUCAUUAAUGUGAAUUUGCUUUUAUUUUUCUAUUUGUUUAGUUUUGGGGGUUUGUGUAAUAUAAUCAUCCAGAAAGGAAUUUAUCCAUACCAUUUUUUUACGAUCCACUAAGGAUGUGACUGUGAGUACUCGAAGACCUGAAAUAUUUGAGCGCCUUGGGAUGUUACAGGAAUAGUGUUCCCCUGUUUGGACAUACUGGCAGACUUUACCCCAGAGGACUCUACAGGGGAACUGUGAUGAGGACGGACCUGCUCGGCUUGGAGUGCACUUACUGGAAAUGUAUCCUACAGGGAAGGAUUUCACCAUUAUAUGGAAUUUUUCUAUCAUUCCAAGAUUUUGUUUUUCGGAAAGACAUUAUUUAAUUUGAAAAGAUAAGAAUUGUCUGCAGUCCAUCAUGUCUCCGACUGGACGACAACGUUAGAAGGACACACGCAUUUGUGUUGCUUUGAUUUGUGUGUAUUUCUGUGUUUGUGUGUGUGUGUUUUGUAUUCGUGUGCGUCUGUGUGUGUAUGCCUGUGUGUUUGUGUGUGUCACUGUGACCUUCUGUGUGACACGUUUCUGUGCUCAUGACGUCCCUAUCUUCUACCUGUCCUCGCGGCCCCACACCAUUCCUAGCAUCCACAGACUGAAACUCCUGUCUUUGAACAAAAUGUGUCUUCUGUCCUGUGUGUCUUAGAGGAACCAUUUGUUGUAGGACCCAUUGCACUUGGUGGGGAGUGGGAUACUUAUGAUCCCUGAAGAACAGUCGGUCUCUGACAGAGAUUAGAGUGUAUCGUGUGUGUUGUUUCCCAGAUCAGCUGUCAGUCACUCAAAAGUGCCCCCCCCCUGCCUGAUCUAUGUAACUGUGUUGGUUGUGUACUACUUUUAGUAAAUGUGUACUGUGUGUCUGAGGGGAAACCAGUUGGCACCGUGAUGUUAGAUACGUUUUGAUUACUUGAGGUAGAAUUUUUGGGCUGAGUAAUGACUCUUUUAUGUCCCCUAGCAGUCCCUCCAAACGGGGAGACAGAGAGGGGGUAGCCAUGUCCUUUAUCUUUUGUGAAAUACGAUGAACCCCUGUUUACGCUCUGCACUUCCUCUUUAAGCACCAUGUGGCUACUGCCAUGGGAUAACCAUGUCUACCACCACUUCUGCUACUAUAACCUCAACUAACAGUUAGCACUACUAAUGCUAUGGCUGCCAUUUCCCCUUAAACGCAUUCAGGGGGAUCCAGUUACUAUUCCAACUUCAGGCCAAGGAAGUGCAGGGAUGCUUACUGGUAUGCUUGGUAUGUACACAGAUUAAAGCCGUAUAUCCCAUAUCAUAGCCAGAAGUUUUCCAUCUGGAACUGUAUGUCUGCUCAGGUUGUUCUGGGAGGUCAUUGAUCUGCCUGUAUAAGUAGAUACUAUAGUACUGUAUAGUACUAUAUCUACUUAUACAGUACUGUAUAAGUAGAUACUCUCUCUUUUUCUCUCCCUCUCUCUCUCUCUCUCUAAAUAUACCUUUCUCUUGCCCCUUAAUCUCUUUCUAUACCUCACUCUCUUUUUCUCUCCCUCUCUCUCUCUCUCUUUUUCUCUCCCUCUCUCUCUCUCUAAAUAUACCUUUCUCUUGCCCCUUUAUCUCUUUCUAUACCUCACUUUCCUUUUCUCUCCCUCUCUCUCUAAAUAUACAUUUCUCUUGCCCCUUUAUCUCUUUCUAAACCUCACUCUCUUUUUCUCUCCCUCUCUCUCUCUCUCUCUUUUUCUCUCCCUCUCUCUCUCUAAAUAUACCUUUCUCUUGCCCCUUUAUCUCUUUCUAAACCUCACUCUCUUUUUCUCUCCCUCUCUCUCUCUCUCUUUCUCUCCCUCUCUCUCUCUCUCUCUCUAAAUAUACCUUUCUCUUGCUCCUUUAUCUCUUUCUAUGCCUGCCUGCAGCUCUCUGCCUCUCUCUCUCUCUCAAUAUUCCUUUCUCUUGCCCCUUUAUCUCUUUCUAUGCCUGCCUGCAGCUCUCUGCCUCUCUCUCUCUCUCAAUAUACCUUUCUCUUGCCCCUUUAUCUCUUUCUAUGCCUGCCUGCCGCUCUCUCUCUCUCUCUCUCUCUCUAAAUAUACCUUUCUCUUGCCCCUUUAUCUCUUUCUAUGCCUGCCUGCAGCUCUCUGCCUCUCUCUCUCUCUCAAUAUACCUUUCUCUUGCCCUAUUAUCUCUUUCUAUGCCUGCCUGCCGCUCUCUCUCUCUCUCUCUCUCUCUCUCUCUCUAAAUAUACCUUUCUCUUGCCCCUUUAUCUCUUUCUAUGCCUGCCUGCAGCUCUCUGCCUCUCUCUCUCUCAAUAUACCUUUCUCUUGCCCUAUUAUCUCUUUCUAUGCCUGCCUGCCGCUCUCUCGCUCUCUCUCUCUCCCUCUCUCUCUCUCUUUUUCUCUCCCUCUCUCUCUUUUUCUCUCCCUCUCUCUCUCUCUCUCUAAAUAUACCUUUCUCUUGCCCUAUUAUCUCUUUCUAUGCCUGCCUGCCACUCUCUCUCUCUCUCUCUCUCUCUCUCUCUCUCUCUCUCUCUCUCUCAAUAUACCUUUCUCUUGCCCUUUUAUCUCUUUCUAUACCUGUCUCUCGCUCUCCUUUUAUCUCUUUCUAUACCUGUCUCUCGCUCUCCUUUUAUCUCUUUCUAUACCUGUCUCUCGCUCUCUUUGAUUGCUUGUUCUCCCACUCUAUUUCUGAAAACUCCCCUUUCCCCACUUCCCUCUCUCUCCACACAGCCAUUCACCCCCUCUCUCCGCCUCCCUCCAUCUUGCCCGCUCUCUCUGUGUGUAGGACUCCUCUCUCCUCUGUCUCUCUCAGUGUUAGUGCAGUUCUGAAUGGACAUGGGGAAACAUGUGUGCAUGCUUAUAUUAACAUGAAUGAUGUCAACUUGAUGCAAUGAAAAUUAAAUAAGUGAUGCUUUAAGCAAAACCUGACAAUGAACUUGAUAUUAAUACUACUAAUGAUGAAAAUGGAGACCUAGCAAUCGUUAUCUCUGUAAUCAAAACAAUGAUGAUAAAUAACAUUGUUUAUCCUGUAUGUCUUCAUUAAAUAGUUAUUCCUGAUUUAAUUUUUGAUUCCUUAAAACAAAUAUAAUUUCUUCAGACGUUUCCUUUUUAUAUGGGUUAAACGGAUAAAUAGACAUUUGAACAGAAGUGAGACAUUCAGUCAGGAUGCUUGUUUCAGCCAGAGAACUAGGGGGAGGAGGGUGAAGAGGAAGAUGAUGUAGGUGAAUGUGUGGGAGAUGGUGUGGCUGAAGCAAUGAUCAUGGAAAUAAAGGAUAUGUAUCAUCCAGCCUCA
Molecule: messenger RNA, 5980 nt
Organism: Oncorhynchus nerka (sockeye salmon)
Lineage: Eukaryota; Metazoa; Chordata; Actinopteri; Salmoniformes; Salmonidae
Product: synaptotagmin-C-like
Exons: 11
Coding region: 272-1960 (562 amino acids)
Biological process (GO): cellular response to calcium ion; regulation of calcium ion-dependent exocytosis; calcium-ion regulated exocytosis
Cellular component (GO): plasma membrane; exocytic vesicle
Molecular function (GO): clathrin binding; phosphatidylserine binding; calcium ion binding
Source: RefSeq, a predicted model, not a curated record